AUGCUGUUGUUGUCUUCUCUAGAGGAGAAGAUGCUGUUGGUCAGCGCCCUCCUGAGCCUCGCCGGGUGGGUGUCCCUCUACUUCGCCCUGUGCUGUGUCAAUGGGCGCCGCAGCUCCGAGUGGAACUGUCGCCUUGUCACCUUGUUGCACGGGAUCCUGGCCGUCUGCGUCACAGCGUACAUCGGCUAUGUGGAUGGACCAUGGCCCUUCACCCAUCCAGGUACAAAGAACACACCUCUACAGAUAAGCGCCCUGGUGCUGAGCCUGGGCUACUUCAUUUUCGACAUGGCCUGGUGCAUAUACUUCCGCACCGAGGGGGCCGUUAUGUUGGCCCACCACACCGUGAGCAUCUUGGGCAUCCUGCUGACCCUGUGGCUGGGGGAGUCGGGCAUCGAGGGCUGCGCCGUGCUCUUCGGCAGCGAGAUCACCAACCCCCUCCUGCAGGCGCGCUGGUUCCUCAAGCAGACUGGUCGACACGGGACGCCGCUGGCCGACACUGUGGACAUCCUGUUUGUGCUGCUCUUUGUGCUGAUGCGAGUCUUCGUGGGAGGCACAAUGCUGUACUGUGAGCUGAUCUCGCCGAGGCCCAGAUUCUUCAUCAAGUGCGGGGGAGUGGCCAUGUAUGUGCUUUCCUGGGUCUUCAUGGUGGACAUUGUUCGCUUUAUCAUCCGCAAGAGCAGGACUUGGCGCAAACGGCGGCAGGAGGCUGCUCGUGAAAAUGAAAGCAAAACGGACUGA
Dunckerocampus dactyliophorus (ringed pipefish) is the source of this 738-nucleotide messenger RNA. It is a transcript of the gene tlcd5a, whose product is annotated as TLC domain containing 5a. NCBI's taxonomy places the organism in Eukaryota, Metazoa, Chordata, Actinopteri, Syngnathiformes, Syngnathidae. The record is from RefSeq and is a predicted model, not a curated record. Gene Ontology annotation, cellular component: membrane. Bases 1 to 738 code for a protein of 245 amino acids. The transcript is spliced from 2 exons.